Etheostoma cragini (Arkansas darter) is the source of this 5529-nucleotide messenger RNA. RefSeq names its product IQ motif and Sec7 domain ArfGEF 2b (gene iqsec2b). NCBI's taxonomy places the organism in Eukaryota, Metazoa, Chordata, Actinopteri, Perciformes, Percidae. The transcript has 15 exons. The record is from RefSeq and is a predicted model, not a curated record. Bases 1339 to 5529 code for a protein of 1396 amino acids. Gene Ontology annotation, biological process: actin cytoskeleton organization; regulation of ARF protein signal transduction. Gene Ontology annotation, molecular function: guanyl-nucleotide exchange factor activity; protein binding.
AACCGCAUGCACCGCUGCGGUUCAGACGCUCCAGGAGCGGAACGUCCGUGUGUCUGUGCGCCAGCUCAAAGAAGAUCCAUCUCUUCACACCCGCACGGAUUACCGACCCCAUGCAGCCGGAACCCGCCUCAGAUAAGUAGGAAAAAACCCCAACCUGUUCGUUUAAACCAGAUUCCAGAUCAGCGCCGAAAGCGGCAAACACCAAAGUGCAGUUUUGGCACAGCCUAUUGAGACUCUCGGCCAGUCGAUAUUCCGGACAGCUGUUAGUCCCUAAGAGGUGACACGUUUUUAAUCUUCCAGACCGGUGUUUAUGAACGCGUGACGUGGAAGUAAAGUGCAUUAUUCUUGGAUGAGAAAGCCCAGAGACGCGCACACUUUGGGAACUAAUCUGAAUAUUACGCACUAGGAUGUAGUUUUAUCGGACCAGAGGGGAGGAUCUGGACCUCGACAAUGAACUUAGUAAGCCACCUGUGCUUACUUUCUGUGCUAUAAAGACACACCAAGUCAUGGGUUGAAAGUUACGAUGAUAGAUUGCGGGGAUGUUCAACGUGGGAGGGAGCAGAAUUUUCAGUGUUAUGUAAUGAUUGACAGUGCCUGAUAAUUAGUGGUACAGCAUCAUUUACAUCUCCCCCCUCCCCACCCCUCCCUCCCAUUACCUCUAUCCCACUUCCCCUCGUUUUCGAGGAGGUUAAAGAGUGAGUGAUGUGUGUGAGGUGUUUCAUAAUGAACUAAAUGCAGCUCUUGAAGUUAAUGAGCAGGAUAUGUCACAGGUCAGUAAAAAAAAAUUGAUAUUCUGCUUAUUCCGUUUUUUUCUUGCUGUUGCUCAGAGAGCCCUUUAAAAAGUCAUCACAGCUCUUUGAUCAACCUCAUUUAGACAAUUCUUCCCUCCUCGGUCCCCUCUCCCCCCAUCCAAUCUGUUUUAUAAAUUUUUUGCCUCACGAGUUAUUAUUCAUCAUGAUGCCCCAAACUCUUGACCCGCUCCAUGCUGAUUCGGCAUGGCCUUUCAAAAUGACUGUGACUUCAGGAAAACAGACAAUCAGCAGUGUCUCUUUGAGCUUUGAACUCUAUUCUCGGCAUUGCGAUAUUUUCAACGGCUACUGAGAUGCUAUAAUGCACAUUUUUGCCCUCAUAUUUGGGGAUAUGUAGUCAUUCUGAAAUUCUCAACCUCUUAAUCUGUGUGACUUCCCAUUUCUGAAGAUCUGAAGCCAUUAGUUAAUCUUCACUAAAGCCCCCGUUGGUCCCUCCCUCCCCCCCACUCAUCAGGGCUGGUGGGGGGGGUGGAUCUCGGCUUUGGUGGUGGCCGGUGGUGGUCAUACCCCCCGAGGCAGGGCUCCCACCAUGGAGACCAGCCCAGAGAGCCCCAACCGGGCAGUGGAGUACCUCCUGGAGCUCAACAACAUCAUCGAGAGCCAGGCCAAGCUCCUGGAGACCCAGCGGCGGCGCAUCGAGGAGCUGGAGGGCCAGCUGGACCAGGUCAGCCAAGAGAACCAGGACCUGAGGCAUGAUCGCAGCCCACGGACGCCUGCUUCAGACACUCCCGAACAGAACCACCAUCACAGCCAGCCCCUGUCCCUCCCCGUCCAUCAUGGCGGCGGUGGGGGUGUUGGCGGCGCCGGGAACGGUAGCACUCCGACGGCUCAGGCAACAGCUGGUUCAAGCACAACUCCGGGGCCCAGCAGGGAGAGGAGGAUUCACACCAGGCUGACCCGAGGUCUCUCCUGCGGCUCCUCCGGCAACGAGCGAGACCGGCUGGAACGCACCGACAGCACAGACACCAACCCCAGCUCGACCAUACGGACAAAUGUGGAGGGGGAUUCCCAAUGUCCAGAGACGGGCACCCACAAAGACAGCUCAUUCAGCCAGACAUCUUACCUGCGCGGCUCAGAGCGCUACACUGACAGCAGCACCAGCAGCGCACCCUCCGCAUCUAGGGACCCUUCGUGCGUGUCGGCCUCCAGCUCAGCCAGUCUGGCCUGGGCACUGCGAACUCGCCACCAACCUGCGAGUCUGGCCCUCCGCAAGCAAGAGGAAGAGGAGAACAAGAGAUGCAAGGCGCUUUCAGACAGCUAUGAACUCUCAACUGAUCUGCAGGAUAAGAAGGUUGAGAUGCUGGAGAGAAAGUAUGGUGGCUCCUUUGUAAGUCGCAGAGCAGCUAGGACCAUUCAGACGGCCUUCAGACAGUAUCGCAUGAACAAGAACUUUGAGCGCCUCAGGAGCUCGGCGUCAGAGAGCCGCAUGACACGUCGCAUCAUCCUGUCCAAUAUGAGACUGCAGUAUUCCUUCGAUGAACGACCUCAGCAGCAGGCCCAGACACAGACAAACUUCACCCACAAUGUGGCUAUAGGGCCUCCUCAUUCCCCCAUCCCAGAACGCCCAGGAGACUACACACACUUAGAGGACUCCUUCUCCAAACAGGUCAAGUCCCUAGCCGACUCCAUUGACGACGCCCUUACCUGCCGCGCGGGUCGCGAUGACUCCCAGGAGGGCAGCAGGGAGGGCGGAGGGAUCAGUGAGGACUUUGGGGAGUGUGUGUGGAGCAGCAGCAGCAACCCCUCCUCCCAAAGAGGUUUGGGUGAACGAGCCAGGGGAGCUGGGGGUGGACUCAGUAUGCAUGGCGACAGUACCGCCACCUCGUACAGCGACGUAACCCUUUACAUGGAUGACGGCAUGCCGUCGUCCCCACUGUCCCUGGAUCGGGCACCCAGCAGCACAGACACGGAGUACUGGGGUCCCGGUGGUGGUGUCGGAGGACGCGAGGACAGCAGGGAUACCGAGGGCGGGGGCAGCAGUAACAGUCGGCGCAGCACCCCGUGUACCGAGUGCAGGGACUACCGUCUAAGGGGCGCCCAUCUGCCUCUCCUCACUAUUGAGCCGCCCAGUGACAGCUCAGUGGACACGAGUGACCGCUCGGAUCGUGGCUCUCUAAGCAGGCAGCUGGUCUAUGAGCAGGAGCCUGGGGUAGGGGCUGGCUCCCCUCAGGGAACCCUAAAACACUCCCCCAACACAGGCACUCGCCCUACCUCCACAGCAGCGGCCCAAGGUCAGACUCGGCCUCCUGGCCGACCCAUACCCACACACAUCCCUCAUCAGGUGGCCGCGCUCCACCACCAUCACCACCACCCUAUCCACCACCAUCAGUACCCUGACACACCGUCGUCGUCAUCCUCCCCCCAGCAGCCCCCCACCACCCCUCUGUCCUCCUCCUCCUCCACAGCUCUGCCCCCUGGAGGUCUGGAGCAGCCGUGCUGCUCGGACGGAGACAACGACUCCCUCAACUCCACCACCAACUCCAACGAGACAGUCAACUGCAGCUCCGGCUCCUCGUCUCAGGACAGCCUGCGGGAGCCUCUGCCGCCUCUGGGAAAGCAGACCUACCAGAGAGAAAGCCGCCAUAGCUGGGACUCGCCGCCCUUCAACAGUGACGUGGUGCAGAGACGCCAGUACCGCAUAGGUCUCAACCUCUUCAACAAGAAGCCAGAGAAAGGGAUCCAGUACCUGAUAGAGAGAGGUUUUGUAUCGGACACUCCAGUUGGGAUUGCCCGCUUCAUCCUGGAGAGGAAGGGCCUCAGCAGGCAGAUGAUUGGAGAGUUCCUGGGAAACCGACAGAAACAAUUCAACAAAGAUGUUUUAGACUGCGUGGUGGAUGAGAUGGACUUCUCAGGAAUGGACCUGGACGACGCUCUCAGGAAGUUCCAGGCUCAGAUUAAAGUUCAAGGAGAAGCCCAAAAAGUGGAGCGGCUCAUAGAGGCUUUUAGUCAGAGGUACUGUGUGUGUAAUCCAACGCUGGUUCGGCAGUUCCAGAACCCGGACACCAUCUUCAUCUUAGCCUUUGCCAUCAUCCUCCUCAACACAGAUAUGUACAGUCCCAACAUCAAAGCUGAGAGGAAGAUGAAGCUAGACGAUUUCAUCAAGAAUUUGAGAGGCGUAGACAAUGGUCAGGAUAUACCCAGGGACCUGCUGGUUGGGAUCUACCAACGGAUACAGAAAUGGGAGCUACGGACCAAUGAUGACCACGUGUCCCAAGUGCAAGCAGUGGAGAGAGUCAUUGUGCUGUCCCUUCCCCAUCGUAGACUGGUGUGUUGCUGCCAGCUCUAUGAAGUCCCUGACCCCAACAGACCUCAGAGGACAGGAGUGCACCAACGAGAGGUCUUCCUCUUUAAUGACCUUCUGGUGGUGACCAAAAUCUUCCAGAAGAAGAAAACCUCAGUGACUUACAGUUUCAGACAAUCUUUCCCUUUGGUUGAGAUGCAAGUACACAUGUUCCAGAACUCGUACUACCCUCACGGUAUCCGCCUGACCUCAGCAGUCCUAGGCGGAGAGAUGAAGGUUCUCAUUGUCUUUAUGGCACCCAGUCAGCAAGACCGCACCCGCUUUGUUAGCGACCUCAGGGAGAGUAUUGCUGAAGUGCAAGAGAUGGAGAAAUAUAGAGUGGAAUCGGAGUUGGAGAAACAGAAAGGUGUGAUGCGGCCCAGCUUGCUCACUGGAGGUGUGGUCGGUGGCGUAGGUGUGAAGAGCGAUGUCGUGAAUGGCACCAUGGGAAGGACAAGUUUUGAUGACAACUGCUCAGUGGGUGAGGGUCUCAAACGCACGGCGCUCAGCUCAUCUCUCAGGGACCUAUCGGACACAGGGAAACGUGGUCGCAGGAACAGUGUUGGUUCCCUGGAUAGUACCAUGGAAGGCUCUAUCAUUAGUAGCCCCCAGCCUCACCAGCGCUAUCAACUGCCAGGCGUGGUACCUGGCUGCUACACAACAGAAGACUUCCGGCCUCACCGCCCCAUCCUGAGCCCCGGAUCGGGGGUGGGGGGUGGGCCGGGGCAGCAACAUACCACUGCUGGGACAGGAGUUGGGGGAGUCUCCAGCAGUGUAGAGAGAGCAGGAGCGGGGAGCGGCCCUGGGGGGAGCAGCAGCAGCAACAACAACAGCGGCUCCUUCCUGGGCUCCCUAUUCGGCAGCAAGCGUGCCAAACCACCAGGGCCCCUUAUUCCACCGGGGCCACCCUACCCCGCACCUGUACCCCCACCGACUACGGGAGGUCCCCCUCCUCACUCCCCUUCAUCGCUUUGCCAGUUGGACGGGGGGCCUUCCAAGAUCCAGGCGCUGCACGCACAGUACUGUCACAUGGGCUCCGUGCAGCCUCCACCACCUUACUACCAUCACCAUCGCUACCACGUCCAAACUGUCCCUCCUCCUUUGCAAGGGGUGCCCCCUCAUACCAUACAGCGAGGCCCACUACCCUGUCGUCCACCGCUUGGUCCCCCACACGGCCAACACCCGCAGCUGGCCCAUCUCUCCCAGCUCUCCCAGCAUGGGCUUCCGGGUCGUUACGCCAACAUGGUGGUGGGAUGUCCCCCCCCCCUUUCUCCUCUCUCCCAACAUUCCCAGAACCCACAGUUCGCCCUGUACCAUGCGCAGCCCACACACCACCCAGGGCAGCCUCAGCAGGGGCCGCAGGUGACGGGGGCUGGAGCAACAGGUACAGGGGGCAGCUCGAAAUCCAAGCCUAUCAACCGGAUAAGUACCGUGGUGUGA